UUUCGUGAAGGUUCGGCUAUUCCCGCUGGGCAGGGCAGAGCGGAGCGGAGGGGAGGGAGCGGGUCUCCUACUCCGCUCCUUCGCGGUUCGCCGUGACUAAUCGGGUUCGGCACUGGGCUCCGUUUCGCUCCGUAAAACGCUGCUCACCUGAGAAUACAGCGUGAGCGUCUGAUCUCCAGGUAAAACCGUCCGGGCUUCUUACCGCUGCUCUUUCUGCUCCUCCAAGGGCCGGAUACCGACUUUGUGCAACUUGCCCAACAUUUCCCUUCUUAUUCGGGAGACUUGGUGCAGUGUGGGGACCUGCACGGACUUGCGCUGAUUAAAGCCUUGCAGACUCUCCAAGUGCAGCUUUACUUGUGUUCUCCCGAGUUUUAUUGCAUAAAAACUUUAUCGAUUUCAUAGAAAAGGGGUAAUUGAAUAAUCCAGCUAAACUCGCGUUAUUGUGGCAUUUGUACUGUUUACCGUUUAAAUCAUCUGGGCUGUUGCACAAGUGUGCGCAAUAUUGUAAAUUGGUUUAGGAGUUUCGUAUAAGAGGGGAUCGACUUUUUUGUUUUAAAACAUCUGAGUAAAAUUAAGCAAAGUGAACAGUUUAAACUGCUUAGAUUAUAAACAAAUAAACAUUUUGGCAUAACAUGGCAAGCGGUGGAUUUAGAUCUAACUCAGCCACGGAUUUUCUGGAGGAAUGGAAGGCUAAGCGGGAGAAGCUGAGGGCGAAGAUGCUGGGGGACAUCGCCGCCUCCACCGGCGCGUCCCUCGGGGCCCCCGGCAAAAACGAGACGCGUAUCGCGGCCGCGGGCUCCGAUGCGAACGGCGGCGGGAACCUGGAGCGCGGCGGCUCCGCGUCCGUCCUCUAUGCCCCGUCACAUCCCGUCCUCCGAUCAUCAUCAGCAUCUGCGCUCAGGAGGCCGGACGACGAGCCCCAUCCGAUACCGACCACCAGGACUGUCGAUCUCCAGGGCGGGGGUCUGAAAAAGACACCCCAGGCCGAGAAGCUGCCCGGGGCCCCGCUUGCAGACAGCGGCGGCGCCGUUUGCCAGGAGGGCGACAAGGACAGCAUGUCUCCAGGAGGCGGCUCCUCCGCUAAGAGCAAGGAAAAGAAGAGCUCAGGGCCGAGCGCCCGGAAGGGCAAAGGGCAGAUAGAGAAGCGAAAGCUGCGAGAGAAGCGCAGGUCCACUGGGGUGGUCAGCAUCCCAUCCAACGAGAGCCUGGAUGAGUUGGAUGAUGAUGAUGAAGGCCAGAAGGAGAGGAAGACGGAGGAAGCCCUCACGCAGCUCAACACCGCCCAGAACGAGACCAUGAGCUUGGAGUUUGGUGCGGCCCACUCGCUGCAGGAGACCUCGAGACCUGUGGCUGGUCGCUACAAAAGCGCGGGGGGUCUGGGCCACGAAGAGGAUGCGGCGGGGAACGGACGGCACCGCCAGAGCCGGGCCAGCACGGCUGCGCUGGAGAGGAGGAUCGAAGAGCUGGAGAAGGAGCUUGCUCUGGAGAGGCAGGAGAACGCAAGGAUGCUGAAGGGCCUCCAGGACAAGGACGAGCUCGUCGGCAAGUUGAAGGAGGAGAUCAACCUACUCUACAGGGACCUUGAUGAUGUCGAAGACGAGAAUGAGCAGCUCAAGCAGGAGAACAAGACCCUCUUGAAGGUGGUCGGCCAGCUGACCAGGUAGAACCUCCAUGGACCGAGAAGGCCUGAGGGAAAUGAGACUUGAAGCUUUGUCAAGCAGCGGCCAGUCACUCCCGGCCUGCUGCCCCCCACCCCGCUGAACACCGGCAUCCUCUCCUUUCUGAAUGCUGAUCUUUGUUUUUGUACGCAUAGCUGAGGAGACCCCAGGUACAUGAGGAAACCCCCAGAGCCUUUAAAGCACCAGGAGCGAAAUUCAUGAAGAUAAUUUAUUUCCUGUGGUCAUUGUCUAUUUUCUAAUAGUUCUCUGCAAUUUACACACAAAUGAACACCAGUGAUGGAGGAAUUAUGGGAUCACAAGUGUGAGAUUGGCAAGUCUGCAGUAACUAUUGGGAGACCAGGUAUUUAAUGUAAAUUUGUACAUGGACUGCAUUUUGAUAGACACUGAUUAAAUAAGGCAUGUAUUUUGCCUCCCUACAUUUGCCCCAGAUUACUCUAGUAGACAAAAAGAACGGUGAGUUCUUCUGGUCGGAAACAUUUGAACGACAGUUUGCUAACCAUUUUAUGGUUCGUCAGACUGUAAUCCUUCUGUGUUAAUGCUGGCUAAACUGCCAGCCAUACUGUUUUCUGAUUGGCUGAUAUGAAAUGCAUUGCAUUAACUUUAGUGUUUAUGAGAAGACGUUAUCCAUAAAGGUGCAAAAGCAGCCCGAAUGACAUUAUUAAGUGGUGCUGGCCUAUGUAUGCCUGGUUCACCCCUGGUGAUGUUACUGGCGUGGGGUUGAAGAUUAAAACUUACAGUAAUAUGACAUACAAUUUUAUGAAAAUUGUUGGCGAUAUCUGUGCUUUUCCUGUUGAACACUUACCUAGGUAUGGAUAAUAAAAAAAAUAUUUCUAUUCAAACUUUGUGUAAUUUGAUUGGAAUUUAUUAUUAUUUUAUAUCUUCGCGGUGGGCUAUCCAACUUCUGAUAUUUGUUGAUUUCCUGGGAGCAGUUCGCCGACAGACAUACCGAUCUGAAUUUAUUUUUUUUUUACAUUUCUGUUUUAGCGGUGGGCUAGGUGCAGUUAUUUCGUUUUGGUAACAAAUGUUUGUAUGUCCUUGUACGUGUUUUAUCUCUGUGUUGAAAUACCUUUUGUACACAGCUCUCCACAAGAGACCCAACUAAUAAAUGUUUAUACAUUUGCAAAAUGAA
Molecule: messenger RNA, 2808 nt
Organism: Brienomyrus brachyistius
Lineage: Eukaryota; Metazoa; Chordata; Actinopteri; Osteoglossiformes; Mormyridae
Product: PRKC apoptosis WT1 regulator protein-like
Exons: 6
Coding region: 633-1664 (343 amino acids)
Biological process (GO): positive regulation of apoptotic process; apoptotic process
Cellular component (GO): cytoplasm
Source: RefSeq, a predicted model, not a curated record